This is a messenger RNA of Elgaria multicarinata webbii, 803 nucleotides long. RefSeq names its product protein phosphatase 1 regulatory inhibitor subunit 14A (gene PPP1R14A). The transcript is spliced from 4 exons. Gene Ontology annotation, biological process: regulation of phosphorylation. The coding region runs from base 51 to 506 and encodes 151 amino acids. Gene Ontology annotation, cellular component: cytoplasm. Lineage: Eukaryota; Metazoa; Chordata; Lepidosauria; Squamata; Anguidae. The record is from RefSeq and is a predicted model, not a curated record. Gene Ontology annotation, molecular function: protein serine/threonine phosphatase inhibitor activity.
GGCGCUGGCCGGCCACGGGGGCCCCGUCUAGCAGGGACGAGCGACGAGCGAUGGCGGCGCACCGGGUCGGGAGGCGCCUGGGGCGGGCUUCGCCGGCGCGCUCUGCCGGGCUCUCUCCGGGGGGAGCGCGAGCGGAGCGGACGCCCAGCCCGGGCAUCCAGCGGCGCCAGGCGCGGGUCACCGUCAAGUACGACCGGCGGGAGCUGCAGCGGCGCCUCGACACAGAGAAGUGGAUCGACGGCCGCCUCGAGGAGCUCUACCGGGGGCGGGAAGCUGACAUGCCUGAUGAAGUCAACAUCGAUGAUCUCCUGGAGAUGGCCACGGAUGAGGAGAGGGCCACGAAACUGCAGGGCCUCUUGGAGUCGUGCCACCACAACACGGAGGGCUUCAUCCAGGAGCUGCUUGGAAAGCUGAGAGGCCUCCGGACAGAACACGUCCUCCGACGGACGAGCCCAAACAGCCAGGGGGAUGCGGAGCCGGGCACGGAGGCCCCCGAGCGGCCGUGAAGCUGGGCAGCCAAAGACCUGGCCGAGCCUGUCAGACGGAUGGAUUCCUCUCCUGCCCAGGAGGUGGUGCCUCCUGGCUCUGCUGCUGCUGCUACUGCUGCUGGGCUCGACCACGCAACUCCCGAGCGGCACGUGGCUGCAAGGACGUGUGCCCGGCAAACUGCAGCCCGAUCCCUCUUCCUCAGCAGCAUUUUUGCCACCACCACCCCGGCACACACGUUGUAUAAAUCUCUGUAUAGUGAGUGUUGGUGUCCUCUGCUGUGGUUCCCUCCUGUAAUAAAGGGCUUCUUUCUCCCA